CAAGGUCCUGUCUUCCCAAGUUGCCUUCUCUAAGAUGCGUGUGCGUAGCCCAAGGCGGUCAAUCUCUCUCACACACCCCAAGUUCUGUUCGUGUCCCGCUCCGAGAACAUUAAAGUUCUUGAGACAUCGAUAGCCUCGAUCUCGAGUCCAGCCCGCAGGCCGGCCCCAUCUGCCGUCCUGGGCCUCGUGCGUUCAGGCUUCUGUUGCCGGGUAAUUGCCCGAUGCGAUCGUCAUGCCAUGUCUCAUGCAGCACCCCCAAAUCCCCUUCCCCAGCAAAGCUUGCUGCGGUGCCGUUCAUCGCUUCCUUCAUAGCCUUCGACGCUUGGAGUUCCGCGAGGCGAGAUCAUCAUGCCGGCCCGUCUAUUGUUAGACUGCCCGACACGUUUCCCGGCCGCGAAAACGGCAAAAGAUGGACCAAGGACAGGCCACCCGAGAGAGGCAACGGAGCAUGUACGGGGUAAAGAAGAUAAACGGCGCGGCGGCUUGCAGCGUUGGCGACCGCCGAUCUGUCGUCGGCCGCCUAAGCCACUCAGCCACAGAUUGUCUCACCGUUGGACACGAGCUGCCGGCCGUUGGGCAUUUGCGUCGUACAGAUUGCAACGGUCAAAGUGACAACCAACCAGCCUACGCUCCAAUGACGCUUUUUUCCCCCCCUUUUCCUCCCACCUUCCAUACGACUAUCUUGAAAUCAUGGAUGGCAAACCUGGCCCAGGGGUGGCGCUUGCUUGUACCGUGUGUGUAUGUGUGUGUGUGUGUAUGUGUGUGUGUGUGUGUGUGUGUGUGUGUGUGUGUGUGUGUGUGCCCGGCAGUUAAGUUACAGGGGGGCGGCAGAUAUAGGCCACCCUCUCCUGCCUUCCGUAGGCGCGGGCCAACGACAUCUCGCGGCCGUUCCCUCAUUCUCCGUGGUUCUAAAUGCUUGGCUGUUUGCUAGCCUGUUUCCGCGACGUCGACCAUCCCCGGUUU
Messenger RNA from Colletotrichum navitas, 963 nucleotides. RefSeq lists its product as uncharacterized. The coding region runs from base 410 to 931 and encodes 173 amino acids. The record is from RefSeq and is a predicted model, not a curated record. The transcript has a single exon. Lineage: Eukaryota; Fungi; Ascomycota; Sordariomycetes; Glomerellales; Glomerellaceae.